Molecule: messenger RNA, 1284 nt
Organism: Microthlaspi erraticum
Lineage: Eukaryota; Viridiplantae; Streptophyta; Magnoliopsida; Brassicales; Brassicaceae
Source: the annotation of a GenBank genome assembly
AUGCUAAAGCAACUACUUCAAGGGCAAGCUGAUGGGGUAGUGGACACAAGCAAGAAGCUAGCUGAAAUAAACUCUAAGAUCGAGAACCUCAACACAAGGGUUUACUCUCUGGAGAAUCAUGCUUCUUCUGUUGCUGCUGCUACAAAGCAAGGACAACUACCUGGUAAAGCUAUUCAGAACCCCAAGGAACAGUGCAAGGUCAUCUUCACUCAAGAAGGACUUGUUGAAGAAGAGGAUCAAGAAAGGGUCAUUGAAGAUUUUUGUUUACUGCUGAAUGAUGAAGAGAUUGUUGCUGCUGAGGCUCCUGGAGUCCAGAUUGAUCAACCAGAAGUGCAUGCACCUACUGUGGCCAUUCACACUUCACCACCUGUUUUGCUUGAUCCUUAUCAACCGGUUGCCGCUUCCUCGUCUCGCCUACUUAGUCAAGGUCACAAGGAAGUGAUUCACAAGUUCAGAAGAGAUCUCAGUGGGAUUGGAAUUGAGUUGCCUCCUAUGGAUAGCAUGAGUGAGGCAUUUGAUCAAAUGCAAAUGGUCAAGGAUGUUCUAGCCAACAGUGAUAAAGUUUCAGAGGUCCUACAAGAGUCUACUCAUCAGUUCAACCUGCUUACUUCACCCACCUUCCUACCAAAGGUCAAGGAUCAAGGGAAAUUCACUCUCCCUUGCACACUUGGGCAUCUUGAGAUUGACAAUGCCUUAGUGGAUUCUGGAGCAAGCAUCAAUCUGAUCUCUCUCUCCAUGGCAGAGAAGCUAGGCAUAGCUGGAGCCUUGCAGCGCCCUACUACUUCAAUCAUGUUUGGAGAUGCAACUUCUAAGUCUCCUCUUGGAGUGUUCAAGAACUAUCACUUGAAAAUUGGAGAAUGCAUCAUCCAAACUGAUCUCACUGUGAUGGAAAUGGAAGAAGAGAAGGAUUUGCCUGUUAUUGGGAACCCCUUUCCUUAUACCAAUCUCAGUUCUAAGAGUCAUGGAGCUACAAAGGUUGUGAAGGAAAGGGUUGACAAGGAACCAAGAGUUGGGAAGGAUAAGGAUGAGAGAGGACCAAGGAUUGAGAAGCCACGUCUUGAGAGGGCUAGAGUUGAGAAACCACGAUCUGAUAGGCCAAGAGCUGAGCGACUUGUUCAAGCCCCUUGUGUGCUUGAUGAAGAGAGCCUUCAAGCUUUGUUUGAUGAGCCACUAGGAAGGGCUCUAAAAGAAGGGGAGGAUGUAGCCUCUAAGGCAAGACCAGGGAUAAAAGAAAGGAUCCACCAGCUCAGGCCCCUUCAGUCAAGCCAUCUCAGCUCACAAUGA